Molecule: messenger RNA, 1419 nt
Organism: Colletotrichum abscissum
Lineage: Eukaryota; Fungi; Ascomycota; Sordariomycetes; Glomerellales; Glomerellaceae
Product: aminotransferase class-III
Exons: 1
Coding region: 1-1419 (472 amino acids)
Cellular component (GO): cytosol
Molecular function (GO): pyridoxal phosphate binding; transaminase activity
Source: RefSeq, a predicted model, not a curated record
AUGGCUCCCGCAAGAGACGACGAGCUGUUCACAGCAGUCAACGCCGACCCCCCCACAGUCAAGAAUACCAAGACCAAGGGUGGAGAAGGUCGUCUUAUGCACCGAUCUUUAAUACAGCACCCCUCCAUGGUCGAAUCAGCAAGUGGUAUCUACCUAAACCUCGCCAACGGCAAGAGAGUCAUCGAUGCAUGCGGUGGUGCUGCUGUAGCCUUGAUUGGCCAUGCCAACGAGGAAGUCAUUCAAGCUAUCUCGGACCAAGCCCGAAAAGUGAGCUACGUCCACACGCAAGCCUAUACGACACAGCCGGCUGAGGAACUUGCCGACCUUAUCCUCGAUGGCAAUCCGCAUGGUCUCGAGAAGGCCUUCUUCGUCUGCAGCGGAAGUGAAGCCGUCGAAUCGGCGCUAAAAUUGGCCCGUCAGUACCAUUUCGAAAAUGGUCAGCCGCAGAGGAAGCACUUUAUUGGCAGAAAACAAGCGUACCACGGCAAUACUAUGGCGACCAUGUCGAUUUCAACAGUCGCAUCGAGAAAGGUCCCAUACGAGGGCUUCUCCUACCCCCACGUCUCAUAUGUUUCACCAGCAUAUCCGUACCAAUACCAGAGAGCAGAUGAGACCGAGGAUGAAUUUACGGCUAGGCUACUUGCCGAGAUCGAGGACGAGUUCCAAAGGAUUGGCCCAGACAAUGUCAUUGCCUUUGUUGCCGAGACUAUGGUGGGCGCUACCGCAGGCUGCGUGGCACCCCCUGUCGGCUACAUCGCUGGUGCUCGUCGAAUUUGCGACAAGCAUGGCGCUCUUCUCAUUCUCGACGAAGUCAUGUGCGGCACCGGACGCACUGGAACUUACUUCGCUUUUGAGCAAGAGGGCAUUGUUCCCGAUAUCGUCACAGUCGCCAAGGGUCUUGGCGGAGGUUACGGCCCCAUUGCCGGCGUUCUGAUGCACGAGAAGGUCGUGUCCAUGCUGAGACAGGGAUCCAACGCCUUCAACCACGGACACACUUACCAAGCCCAUCCCAUUGCCUGCGCAGCCGCGUUGGCUGUUCAAAGGAUCGUGAAGCGGGACGACCUCGUCGCUCGCUGCGCUCAGUUAGGGAAGCAGCUUGAAGUGCUACUGCGCAUUGAGCUCAUCAACUGCAAAUCAGUCGGUGACAUCAGGGGAAGAGGUUUGUUCUGGGCUGUCGAAUUUGUCAAGGACAGGGAGACAAAGGAUACCUUCGAUCCCAAGCUGCGAUUUGGAUUACGAGUUCAAGAGCGGGCCUUUGAGAAGGGCGUCGCUCUCUACCCCGGCGCUGGCACGGUGGAUGGCUCGAGAGGAGAUCACGUCCUACUUGCUCCCCCGUUCACGACAACAGAGGAGGAGCUACGUAAGAUUUGCAGUGUUUUCAGGGAAGCACUGGAGGAGAUUGAAGCGGAAAUUCUUUGA